This is a messenger RNA of Effrenium voratum, 165 nucleotides long. The record is from the annotation of a GenBank genome assembly. Lineage: Eukaryota; Dinophyceae; Suessiales; Symbiodiniaceae.
GACGUCGCCCGUGCCCACGAGCCGAGCGUCGACGUCAUCGUGGUGGGCGCGGGCUACAGCGGCCUGGCGGCGGCGCUGGAGCUGAAGGCUGGGUCGGCGCUGAACCACUCCUUCCUGGUGCUGGAGGCGCAGGGCCGCGUUGGCGGGCGCACGCUGAACCAAGAC